Corythoichthys intestinalis (scribbled pipefish) is the source of this 5433-nucleotide messenger RNA. It is a transcript of the gene sall1a, whose product is annotated as spalt-like transcription factor 1a. The coding region runs from base 718 to 4644 and encodes 1308 amino acids. The transcript is spliced from 3 exons. Gene Ontology annotation, cellular component: nucleus. Lineage: Eukaryota; Metazoa; Chordata; Actinopteri; Syngnathiformes; Syngnathidae. Gene Ontology annotation, biological process: regulation of transcription by RNA polymerase II. Gene Ontology annotation, molecular function: DNA-binding transcription factor activity, RNA polymerase II-specific; RNA polymerase II cis-regulatory region sequence-specific DNA binding. The record is from RefSeq and is a predicted model, not a curated record.
CGAAAAGUUUGUUUAUUCGCCGAUGCGGUGUGUAAUGACAACGUGCUCGCGUGUUAAAACCACCUCCCCGAAAAUAGACCCUUCGAAACAAAAAAUGACUGCAUUCAAGUGAAGUGGACGGAGCCACGCGUGGACUUUUACAGUCGGGAAGGCACGCGCGAUCCGGCUGCCGCUUUCGUCUUACCUAAAAGGUGAUUUUAAGGCUCGAUUUUUUUGGGGGGGGGACGGACUAUCCUACCUGCUUGAGGAGCGAGAGGAGGAGAAAGUUCUGGAACAUUUAUCACUUGGGACACGACCAAGGUGACCAAAAGAGGAGGGGGCUUCCUUCCUCCCUCAAGCGGCGUUUGGGAACCUCGGGGCUGGGAGAGGAGAAGACGAAGAAGACCCCCAGUGUCCCUCCUUCCAGCAAAGCAAAUCAGGAGCUAAUUGAUUAAAGAGACUUCAUUUGAAUAGGAGGGGGGCUGGCGAGGUGCCAAUCGCCUUUCAAAGAACCCCCCUUCUCCUCCUCCCUUCCCAGCCCCUCCUCGUCCACCUCCCUCCCUCCCUUCCCUGCCCGUAUGAUUAAUCGCGAGGCAUUAUUGAUAAUCAUAACGUGGCACAUGCGCGUUGGAUGGGCUCGAUGCGCGUGAAAUUUUGAGGGGCCUCUCGUUUCAUUUUUUUCUUCUUCGUCUUGUUCGCCUCUUCUUCGCUUGGUGUUUGCCCCAUGUGCCAGCCAGCAUGUCGCGGAGGAAACAAGCCAAGCCGCAACACUUUCAGUCCGACCCUCUGCUACCCGGAGCCGGCCACAAUGGGCACACUGAACUUUGCUCUGAGGACCCCCCUUGCAAGGAGUCGGACGCCCACGUCUGCAACAGAUGUUGUGCCGAGUUCUUUGAACUGUGCGAGCUCGAGGAGCACCAGAAAAAUUGCACUAAAAAUCAGCUAGUCCUGAUUGUGAAUGAAAGUCCAGCCUCCCCCGCUGGAACCUUCUCGCCCGGGUCCCCUCCCGUUAAUUCCGACGACCAGAUGAAUGACACCGCUAAUACCACUGAUCAGGCGGAGUGCGGCGACCUUUCUGAGCCCUGCGCGCUGGAAAAAGACGAAUCCAUGGAUGUGGACGUCUCAGGGAUGAGCAGCGGCCACGAAGAGGAAGGCGGUCAUGUGGAGAGUGGGAGCCCCAGCGAUACAGUGGGAAGCCUGAGUGGCAAGGGCACGGCCGGGCCUGCGGUUGGUACUUCUGCUAUUUCUGCCCCCCUCCCUCAACUCAGCAACCUGGCCGAGCUUGGAAACUUUUCCAUGAUCAACAGCAACGUCAUUAUCGAAAACCUGCAGAGCACCAAAGUGGCUGUGGCUCAGUUCUCCCAGGAGGCACGUACUUCCGGGGGACCCCGGGUGGCGGUGCCUGCUCUGAUGGAACAGCUCCUUGCUCUGCAGCAACAGCAAAUCCACCAGCUGCAACUUAUAGAGCAAAUUCGUCACCAAAUAUUACGUCUGGCCUCCCAGUCCCCAGAAAUGCAGGUUCCAACGACCUCAGCUCCAGGAGCGAUGGGGCCCGCCACUGCCAGCCCGCUGGCUACGUUAAGCUCCCAUCUCUCGCAACAGCUGGCUGCAGCCGCAGGCCUCGCACAGAAUCUGGCCAGUCAGUCGGCCAGCAUUAGCAGCCUAAAGCAGCUCGCUGCUGCGGCACAGCUACCUCAGUCAAACAGAGAGAGCAGCAGUGAGACAUCUCAGAGCAUUAGCAACGUGGGCCCGUCUACCAGCAAUGCCCAACCCCCAGAGAAAAGGCCUUGCCACGUCACUAACACCCCAAUGGCAAAGUCCACCACGCCGGUGUUCGGAAUCAGUAGUUUGCUAAGCUCAGCGGUGAAUCCCCUUCUACCUCAACCCCCGCCAGGAAACCCCAUGUUCUCCAGUUCGCUUCCGAGCGUCGGCACCACUGUUGAGGACCUCAACUCUCUAGCAACUCUGGUGCAGCAGCGGAAAGGCAAGGUGCCCAACGUUGCAUCGUUUGAGACCAAGAGCAGCUCGGAAGAGGCGUUCUUCAAACAUAAGUGCAGGUUUUGCGGCAAGGUGUUUGGUAGCGACAGUGCCUUGCAGAUCCACCUGCGCUCCCACACCGGCGAGAGGCCGUACAAGUGCAACAUCUGCGGCAACCGGUUCUCCACCCGUGGCAACCUGAAGGUGCACUUUCAGCGUCAUAAAGAAAAGUACCCACACAUCCAGAUGAACCCGUACCCCGUUCCCGAGCAUUUGGACAAUAUACCGACGAGCACUGGCAUUCCCUACGGUAUGUCAAUGCCCCCUGAGAAGCCGGUCACCAGUUGGCUGGAUAGCAAACCUAUCAUGCCCACUCUGACUUCCUCGGUCGGUAUGCUGCUUCCGCCGACCAUGCCCAGCCUUCCCCAUUUCAUCAAAAAGGAAGAUCACUCGAUAGCCAUAACUAACCUUCCGGUUCCUUCCACUACAAAUGACUCAGGUGCUUCUGAGCCUUCAACUAAAAGUAGCAGAGCAUCUGAAGAGGGCGAAGGUGCAACUCUGCCUACCUCAAAUGGGAAAACUGAAGAAGGUAGCCAUUCCUCAGGCUUUGUGACCAGUGUCAGCUCAGCUGCUGAGAGUGCCACCGAGUACGCCACAUCAAACAGCCCGCCCAUGUUGACCAAUCCGCUUAUGCCCCUCAUGUCAGACCAGUUCAAGGCAAAAUUCCCCUUUGGAGGAAUCCUGGAUCCCCUCCACGGCUCUGAGACUUCAAAGCUGCAGCAGCUUGUGGAGAACAUCGACAGGAAGGUGACAGACCCCAACGAGUGCGUCAUCUGCCACCGAGUACUGAGUUGUCAGAGCGCACUGAAAAUGCACUAUCGUACUCACACCGGGGAGAGACCCUUCAAGUGCAAGAUUUGCGGCCGAGCUUUUACCACCAAGGGGAAUCUAAAGACCCACUACAGUGUCCACAGAGCCAUGCCUCCUCUUCGAGUUCAGCACUCAUGCCCGAUAUGUCAAAAGAAAUUUACCAACGCCGUGGUGCUACAGCAGCACAUCCGCAUGCACAUGGGUGGACAGAUCCCCAACAAUCCUUUGCCCGAGAACUACCCAGAGUCCAUGGUCUCUGACACCGGCUCGUUUGACGAGAGAAACUUUGAUGACCUAGAUAACUUCUCUGACGACAAUAUGGAGGGGACGGAGGAAGGCCCCGACAGCAGCGUUCCCGACACGCCCAGGUCAGCAGACGCUUCGCACGACAGCCUGUGCGACUCCCCGGUUGCCCUUGACGACGACGGACGUGAGCACGUCCAGGGUGUGGAUGCGGAGGAGCUACGAGAACUCAAAGGUGUGUCUAACGGCUUAGGAGAGGGCGAUUGUCUCACCAACGAUUCCUCAUCUCUUGGCGGGGACAUCGAAAGCCAAAGUGCUGGGAGCCCAGCUGUGUCCGAAUCUACCUCCUCCAUGCAAGCCCCGUCCCCUGCGGGCAUGCCGCAGCAGGCUCGCAAAUCACCAAGUUUGGAAGACAGGCAACAGAGGGCAUUCUCCAUGGAGCACACCGCUCUGCUACAGCCUCACCCUUGUAACAUCGGCGCCUUGGACCUGACGUCGGUCAACCCCUCCAAGGACACCCUGGGCAUGAUGUUCCCCUUCCGUGAGCGCAGCACAGCUAAGAACACAUCUUGUGACAUCUGCGGGAAAACAUUUGCAUGUCAGAGUGCCUUGGACAUCCACUACCGAAGCCAUACCAAAGAGCGACCUUUCAUUUGCACGGCCUGCAACAGGGGAUUCUCCACCAAGGGCAACCUCAAGCAGCAUAUGCUAACCCAUCAGAUGCGAGACCUUCCCUCGCAGCUCUUUGAGCCCUCUAACACCAGCCUGUCCUCCAGCCCCACACCCUCCAUGCUGUCUGUCGGCUCGCUCGGAAAGCCAGAGGUCAACGGCUUCCUGCACAGCCUCCACCCCGAGAGCAAGGACCCCACCUCCUCCUCCUCAUCCACCGCCGCUGUUUCUGCAACAGCAGCCACUGCCGGCAUGGUCACGUCGUCUGCCUCCACAUCACCCGUGCUGUCAGCCGCACCGCCCCGCCGGACGCCCAAGCAGCACUUCUGUAACACCUGCGGCAAGUGCUUCUCUUCAUCCAGCGCCCUGCAGAUCCACGAGCGUACGCACACUGGCGAGAAGCCCUUCGCCUGUAGCAUCUGCGGCCGCGCAUUCACCACCAAAGGAAACCUCAAGGUCCACAUGGGCACCCACAUGUGGAACAGCGCCCCUGCUCGACGAGGGCGCCGGCUUUCAGUAGACGGGCCCAUGGCCUUCCUGGGCGCCAACCCUGUCAAGUUCCCUGAGAUCUUCCAGAAGGACCCGGCUGCGGUGUCACGGGCUGGCGCCGGCGACCCGGCCAGCUUCUGGAACCAGUACGCCGCCGCCUUCUCUAGCGGCCUGGCCAUGAAGGCCAACGAGAUCUCCGUCAUCCAGGGCGGCGGCCUGCCGCCCAUGUCGGGCGCCGGCAUGGGCAACGGAGGCAGCUCGCCCGUCGGCGGCCUAACGGGCAGCCUGGACAAACUCCACAGCGCCGAACCCAACGCCGCCCUGGCCGGCCUGGAGCGGAUGGCCGGCGCGGAGAACGGCGCCCAUUUCAGGUUCACGCGAUUCAUGGAGGACAAUAAAGAAAUCGUCACUAAUUAAACAGAGACACAACCAGAACUGUGAAGACAAGUCUGUUGGAGUUUUUUUCUUUUGUACAAUGUACAUGUUAUAGUUCCCGGGAGCUUAUUUAUUAGUGGCUAUAACCGUGCUUGAGACGCAGUGGAAGCAUUAUAACAGUUAGAUCAGAUGUGUGUGCGUGUGCGAGCGUGUGCGCUUCUUCUAAAGACGACGUGUGAUAGAUAUUCUGACCUUGGCAUUAAGUUAUUUCCGUGUCCCCCUUGUAGUGUUACAUAGCUAUGACGUCUGCCUGUAAGAUGCAAAAACGCUGUAAAUAUUGUACACUGAUCUUCUUGUAGACAGUCUGAUGUGUGUUCAAGACUCCCCCCACAUUUUAUUUUAUUUAAGGAAGAUGAAACAUGGACGUUUAGGUGUUUCUUGCUACUUUUUAUGAUUGUUUACUUCCAUACUCCUCCACCCCUCGCCCCCAUAUUUGGAACUGAGACAACCAAUUGUUCUCCGCAGUGCUGCUAACGUGACGUGUUGAAGCCCCACCCCCAAAAGAAGAUGAUGCACAUACAUGUCGAGAAGAAGUCCAGUGGACACUCAAAAAGGACUGAUAGUGUUGUUGUCUUUUUUUAUAUAUAUAUAAAUAUAAAUAUUAUAUUGGGGUUUGACAAACCUUUCGGACUGUUACAUGCACUUUCUCGGAAAGGUAGAAAAUGUUUAAUGGGUCCAGUUUCUCUACACUUUAAUACCUACUAACAAAAACUCUAAGAUACUGUAAUUCUUUACUCGAGUAAUAAUCAAAUACAUCAGUUUUCCAAAUGA